Messenger RNA from Ceutorhynchus assimilis (cabbage seed weevil), 2064 nucleotides. Lineage: Eukaryota; Metazoa; Arthropoda; Insecta; Coleoptera; Curculionidae. The record is from the annotation of a GenBank genome assembly.
AUAACCUCAAAUUUACCUGCCUUUGCCUUGUCAAAACCAAAAUAAUUUCUAUUUUUUUAAUAAUUUUUUAUUAAUCAAAAUCAAGAUAAGAUAAUGCACUCUUGUGAUUACUAAAAUCAAAUAAUCCUCUUUUUUUUUUUUUUGUUUAAAUAAAAUCACCACAAAGUCUAAUUAUGCCGGGCCCCAAAUCGACAACAGCCCUAUUGAAACAGCUUAGGGCUCUGAUGCUGUCCAAAGUCCACACUCCGGAGCCUCUGGCUGCCUACAUUGUGCCUUCAGCGGAUUCUCACAACAGUGAAUAUUUGGCUGACUGUGAUAAAUUAAGGGGCUUUGUAUCGGGUUUUGAUGGUUCCGCCGGUACUGCUAUAGUUACCGCCCGGGAGGCUUGUAUGUGGACCGACGGCCGGUACUAUUUGCAGGCCACGGAACAGAUGGAUGGGAAUUGGACUUUGAUGCGAGAAGGGGAUCCCAAUACACCAAAAACAGGUCAAUGGUUGGUCAAAACUCUACCGUCCAACUCCUUCGUAGGCGUUGAUCCGAAACUGAUGAGCUGCGACCAGUUCCGCCCUUUGCAAAAGGAACUGGAAACCGGAGGUCACAAACUCGUGCCGGUCAAACAAAAUUUGGUUGAGCUUGUGUGGACUGAAAGACCCAAAAGACCUUUGAAUCCUGUAAAGCCUUUGCCUUUAAACUUUACCGGAUGCACGGUCAAACUUAAGCUACAGGAAGUUGUUGAGGCAAUGAAGGAUAAGAAGGCUGAUUUUUUGGUUUUGACUGCCUUGGAUCAAAUUGCUUGGUUCUUAAAUUUGAGAGGCUCAGACAUUGAAUAUAAUCCAGUGUUUUUCUCUUAUAUCAUUGUAAGUGCCAAUGGUACUUUUACUUUAUUUAUUGAUCCAAGGCAAGCCUCUGAUGAAGUUAGAGAGCAUUUGAAAAAAGAAGCAGGUGAUGUAGUAAGCAUAGAGCCUUAUAGCCGCAUAGAUGAAGCCUUAAAAGACAUUUGCUUAGACUUAAAUGGCUUUGUAUGGUUCAGCGAGCAUUCCAGCUAUGCCCUAACAAGCAUAAUCCCAAAAAAACACUUAUUGUUAACCGGUACUACUCCAGUAGAACUAAUGAAGGCUGUAAAAAACCCUACAGAAAUUGCAGGCAUGAGAAAUGCUCAUAUAAAAGACGCAAUUGCUUUGUGCACUUACUUCCACUGGCUGGAAACUAAUGUAUCCAGUGGCGCCAUCACCGAAAUAUCUGGAGCCAAUAAAUUACAUGAAUUUAGAAAAUUGCAGCCUGAUUUUAUGGGCGACAGUUUCGCAACCAUUAGCUCCGUAGGAGCUCACGGUGCCAUAAUCCACUAUCACCCUCAAGAAAGCACCAAUGUGCCAAUAACAACAAACGAAUUAUAUUUGUGCGAUUCCGGGGCUCAAUUUAGGGACGGUACUACUGAUGUAACACGCACCUGGCACUUUGGUACUCCAACCGAACACGAAAAAGAUUGCUACACUAGAGUAUUAAAAGGCCAGCUUCAAUUAGGCUCAAGAAUAUUUCCUACUAAAAUCAAAGGAAAUCAUUUAGACUCGUUUGCUAGGCAAUUUUUAUGGGAUGUAGGACUUGAUUAUGCCCAUGGUACCGGGCACGGUAUUGGACAUUAUUUAAACGUCCACGAAGGCCCUAUGGGGAUUUCUUGGAGACCAAUGCACCAAGACCCUGGGCUUGAAGCCAACAUGUUUUUAUCCAAUGAACCAGGCUAUUAUGAGGAUGGUAAAUUUGGAAUGAGAAUUGAGGAUAUUGUGUUGAUAGUUGAAGCGAAUCCUCCAAAUAAUUUCAAUAAUCGUGGGUUUUUAACUUUUGAAACUGUCACUUUGGUGCCGAAAGGGCUGAAGCUGAUUAAUGUGGGGAUGUUGACUGAUGGGGAAAUUGAGCAGUUGAAUGGGUAUCAUGAGCAUUGUAGGGCUGUUUUGGGGCCUUUGUUGGAGAGACAAGGGUUGGAGGAUGUUAAAGGGUGGCUUUGGAAAGAGACAGAACCAAUUAGCAGAUGAUGAAAUUGUAUUAAAAUAAAAUAUAUCUUAUUUGCAA